AUGAAAUAAUUAUUCCUGAAUUAUAGGCACAAUAAUGAAAUGAGAAAAAAUACAUAUCAAAUUCAAUUUAGAAAUGGGGAGACUGUUUCAUCUGAUGGAUUCCUAGAAAAUGAAAAUAAAAUUUAGAGGGCUAAUUAUACUUUUCUCUUUCCUUGGAGAGUAAUUAAGGAUAACAUCUUCUACUUUUUACUUCUUAUAUUAUAAGCUUUUUCUGCUUAGCCCUUGUAUUUUGUGGCGAUUCCCUUAAUAUUACAAGGGUGGCUGGUUGAUUUCCAUAAUUGUUUAAAAAUACGAAAAAUGGAUUAAUUGAUAAAAGAGUAAGAGGCAAAAAUUAUUAAGUAGUGGGAUGAAUGUAUUAUUAAUAAGGAAAUUAUUUCUAAAAUAAAGGAAAGAUUAGAUUAGUAAGAUUAAAGUGAGAGCAAUUAAAAAUUAAGGAGUAAGUCAUAACUUGAGAAGAAUUCGUAAAAUAAGAAAAUUGAUUAUGCACAGAGUUAAAAGAAAGGAAUUUCCAGAUCAAUUCUAUCAAAUGAUUCCAUUCCAUUUUAAUAAAUCCAAUACAAAUAACAAUAAAGUAACAAAAAUAUCAAAGCCUCUGAAAAUGUUAAGAAAUACAAUUAAAUGAGUCCAUUAAUUUAUAAAGAUAUGGCUUUGAAAUUAUAGUAAAUCUAAAUCAUGGAAACUGAUCCAUUGAUCAUUCAAUUUAAAAAGCUGGUUCCAAGCAUAUUUCCAAAAGAUUUGAUUUAAACUACAACUAAAAUACCAUUAAAUGAGAAGUUGAAAAAAAUGGAAAAGGAUAAAAUGAAUUUAAUUAAAUCCCAAAAUGCUGAAGAUAUUAAAAUAGGAGAUGUCAUUUUAUUACAAAGAAAUGAAAUAGCACCAUGUGAUAUAAUUGUUUUGCAUUGUAACGAUGAAAAUUUCUGUGUUUAAUAAUAAUUAUGUGAUUAUUCAUAAUCAACUGUUAGAAAGCCAGUGGUCUAAAAUAGAUCUGAUUCAUAAACCUUGGCUCAAUUUAAAAAGUCUUUGACUGGAAAUAUCGUAUUCCAUGAGCAGAAUUCUUAAAUAAAAGGAUUCUUUCAAUUAAAGAAAGAUCCAUAAUCUAAGAUGCUUGGAUAUGAAAACUUUAUAUUUUGUCAAGAGAAAUUAUUGGCCACACCUUGGAUUCUUGGGAUUGUUGUAAAAGUGGGCAACAGUUGUUUUUGCUAUACAAAAUUAUAAGGAAAAUUGAGAUUUGAUAAUCAUUAAUUCUUUGGAUUUUACUUAGUAAUUUGCCUAAUUAUGAUUAUAUAAAUCAUAGUCUUCAAUCAGAACGUAUAUUUAUAUGAAUUGAGAUCAAUAACACAAAUUAUCUUGGAUAAUUGCAUUUAUUUAAUUUUGAUGGUUCCUCAUUUCUUUAAGAUCUAUUAUAAUAUUUGUGGAUUGUUUUAAUUGCAAAUGAUAGGAACUAUUGAUUAAAAAUAAAUUAUGUCUUGUCAUAUAGAUAAAUAUUUAGAAAAGUAAUACCUCACACUUAGUGUAGAAGCCUUUAUAGAAUAGUCUUUUAAACUUAAAAGAAUCAUCUAUAAUAGUUAAUAUUGUGAUUUUGAAGAAUAGAAAUUCUUACAAUUUUUGGCGAUUGCUGAGAAGGGUCUGAAUAAAUAAGAUUAAGAACCAAUAAACAAUUAACUAAAUUCUUAAGUCUUAAAUUAUGAUAUGUAAAGGUCAAGUUCUGAGAUCUUGUUCAGUUAAAGGGAAUGUAUAGUUAAUUAACUUCCUAAAUCAGUAGAAUGUAGAUUUACACACGAUUAUUAAUAAGAUUAUAAAACUGAACUGAAUGUGAUUCAAGGACAACUGAUUUUGUAAGAAUAAACUUAACAUGACAAGAAUAUAUUUGAGAAUUAAGAGAUUGGAGAUCAUCUGACAGCUUAACGUUAAUCUAAUUAAUAAAAGAGUUCAAAAAUAUAUCAAUCAUCUAAGGAUUAAUCAAGAUAAGACAAAUACUUAAUUGAUGAAAAUACUCUAUACAAAUCCAUGAUUCAAAACAAUUCUAAAAAUGAUCUUAAUCCUUUACUUUUAUAAUUGGCUAUGAAUCAUCUUGCAUUCUCAAAAUUAUUGAUAACAGAAAAAAAAGAAUAGAAAGUUUACUUGAUUAAAAGUAAGUCAAUAUGGCCAAAAUUAUGGGUUAUGAAUUCAUCUGUGUUAACAAUGUUUAGUAAUAUUUUAAUCAUAUUUAAUAGAUAACAAUAACAUUAUAUUAUAUAAAUCAACAAGGAACUUUAUACAUUUAAAUUGGUUAAUACUAAACUACACAUCCAAAAUCAAAGACUCUACAUGUUAUUCGAAAUGGAUGACCAAUUCCAAGAAGCUGAUUAUCAAUUCAUUUUAUUUUUGAGAGAAGCUAAUGUGAGAAAAAAUGAAAGUAUUGAGGAUAAGGUUAUGAAACAUCAAUCAGACUCAUUACAUUACAUAUACUAUUAUUAUUGUUUUUUAAGUCAAAAAGAAGCUAAUUUAUAUUUAUCUUCUGCAGAGAGUAACACUUCAGAAAGCUAAUUGUAUACUCUAAUGGAAUAGUUACUUAAAUUGAAUAUAAUAUUCGGGUUGAGUUAUGAACUAAAAUAGGAUUGCCAAGAUUUUAUGAAAAACAUAAGGAAAUCAGACUAUCAAUUAUUCAUUUAUACCUAAAAUUAGGAAAUUUCAGCUACAUCUAUUUUGUACUAAUCUGAAUUAUUGUAGUAAAAUGAUCUGAUUUUUCAUUUUAAUCAAUAAAACGAAGAAGAUUUAAGAGCCUACUUUAAAUAAUGCUUGGAAGAGUUUGCUAACUAGUUUUCACAUGCCAGCAUAAGUAGUUCUCAAUUUAUAAAAAUAUCUAAUCACAGUGCUCAGAAAGCUACUGAAACAGAUCAUGUUGAUGAAAGAUCAAGAACAAAAAAAGUCGUUGUUAUGUUGAACAAUUCAACAUGCUAAUAAAUCAUGGAAAAUACUUACUUUAAGAACCAUUUAAAAUUAUUACUCAAUUUUACUAAAGUGUUAUUUUUGUAUUAAGCAACCCAAGAUUAAUUGAAUAUUGUCUAAGAAUUAUGGUGUAUACCUGGAAAAACUAUUAAUUUAUUAUAUGAGAAUUAGAGUUUGUUAAGGUGCAUUAAUGGAUGUUAACUUUAAAUUUUAUAAUUGCAAGAAUUUAGUUUAUUUAGAAAUUAGUUAUUUGGUGAAGUAAGCAGUAAGAAUUUCUUUAAAAAAUUGAGUUUAUCUUUAAGAUAGAGAUUAAUUUAUGAGAAAUGUUAUUUUAAUGAAUUGUAAAUCAAUUCAAAUACAGAUGUGAUUAUUCAAGGAUUCAAAGAAUUAGAUAGAUUACUAUUUUUUUAGAGUCCUCUUUUAAAAAUAUUGUUUCGAUCAUUACAAUAAUAAACUGUCUAUAAAACAAUAACGUUUAUCUCUUAUUUUACUUUUUCAUCGAUUCUUUAUACAUGGAACACUUUAGAUUAAUAGGAUUAUUCAGUAGAAAUCAUAUUCUAUUUUUACAUUUAUCAACUCUUUUUAUUUGGUAUUUAACAUUAUUAGUUUCUUGAUGAUUCAAAAUAACUAUAAUACAAUAAGGAUUAAUCAUUGUUGCUAUAAAAAUACUCUAAGCAUUAAUCUGAAACUGAAAUACAGAUAACAAUUAUAAUCAAGAAUAUUUUGUAAGGGAUUUUGGUUUCAUGCAUAUUUCAAUAUGAUAUCUAUUUUCAAGGAUUUUACCUAUAUAUCUUUAUGUCAAUAAGCAUUAGUGAUUGGCUCUACUUAAUAAUAAAUUUUGGAUUGAAAUUUCGAGUAUUAACUUCAUGCAUUUUUCCACUGCUCUUUUACAUCUACACUAUUAUAGACUCCUCAAAAGAUGAAGAAUGGCAGGUUCCGAUUAACAUAUAAGAAGUGUUUUCCAUUAUUUUAGGCGUCUCAUUUUUGUUAAUAACAAACAUUUUAUCCGAUUAUCUAUAAAAUGAUGGUUUAAAUAAUUUACCCACAAGUGAAGAUGAGUUUUUAUCAUAUUUAAAUUAUAUUCAUUUAAUAAGUGCUCCAGCUUAAAAAAGGAAAACUGUGACUAUAUUAUAGAAUAAAGUAAAUGAUCUAUUUGACAAUAUUGAGCAAGUUGAUUUGAGCAUUCAAAAACUGUUACUUAAUGAGCCUAAUUAUCAGAGUAGAUUUGGUUAAUGGACCUAAGAAAUAUUCCAUAAAGCAUAGACUAUUUUAUAAUGGAAAUAAAAAUAAACAGCCCAAUGUCUUUAAUUACUAUUUUAUCAUUGUUCAUUUUUGUUAAUAAUGUAUUUCUACCAAGACAACAACAAUUAUUUUUUGGUAGAUUAUUUUAUAAUUUUUGGCCUCCAAUCUAUUGUAUUCAUUGUGUUUACAUUUAUUCAAUUACCAACCAAUAGAUAACAUUAUUUAGAGUACGCUAAAUUUAUAAUUGCAACAGCUGCCACUGUGUCGAUACUAUUUACUUAAAAUACAUAAGAACACAUUGGUUCUGCUUUAGUUAUGUAGUAUUUUAUCACUUAUAAAUUGUCCAUCAAAUUUCAUCCAAUCUAUGACUAUAGAACUUAUUUGGGCUCAGCUCUAAUCACGAUAAUUGGAUACAUAAUUUGGUACAUCAUUGAGAAUGAAUCAAAUGUUUCCUUCUUAAUUUAAAUAUUGCAAUUCAUAGUCUUAUUUUCAGCAUCUCAAUAUUUUAUUAAGAGUUAUUAUAUACAAUUAGAAGAAGAUUAGGCUUAAAACAAAUUAAAUUUCAUAGAGUAAAAUAAUAAAAUUAAUGACAUCCUUGGAAUACUAUUGCCAAAAUUUAUAAGAGAUAGAUUAAAUGAAACUGAUUAGUACAAUAUUCAUUAAAACUAAGGUUUAGUGGCAAUAGUAUUUUGUGAUAUUUGCAACUUCGAUUAAAUGGUCAUAGAAGAGAAGGAUAAAAUUAUCCCAUUUUUAGAUGACAUUUUUAGAACCUUUGAUAAAUAUUGCUAGAUCUAUGGAGUACAAAAGAUAGAGACAGUUGGAAAGACUUAUUUGGCUUCAGCUGGAUUGAAGGCAUGUGAACAAGAAUUAACAUAUUUAUCAUAGGUUGAUCCUGUUUAGAGAGCAUUAAAUUUGGCUGAAUAGAUGAUGAACUACAUUAGAUCAAAAUAGUGGGGUACUCAAGGACAAUAAUUAGUUGGGAAGAUAGGAAUCCAUUAUGGAGGAGCCAUUAGUGGAGUCAUAGGAUAUCAUAAGCCUUAAUUCUCCUUAAUUGGAGAUACUGUAAAUACUACGAGUAGAGUAUGUUCUACAGGGUUGGAGGAUACAAUAACAUUGUCAGAAUAAGCAUUUGAUUAAAUUAAAAAUGAGAAUAUUGAAUUUGAGAUAAGAAAUGUAGAAAUGAAAGGAUUAGGUAUUAAACCGACUUAUAUAUUUAAAUGUAAAAUUCAAAAUAAAGAGAAUACUCACUCUGUGUUAUAUGAUUAAGAUUUGUAAAGUAGAGAUGCAAGAAGCAAUUAUGUGGUAAGAAAGAAUCCAGAAUUAUUGAAAAAAAACUUGAAAAAAAGAAAGACAAUAUUGACAUACAUAGAUACAAUGAAUCAAAAAAGGGAAUCAAUUUAAGAUAAUGGCAAUCACAAUGUUUUUGGCAUCAAACCCACUGAUCCUGCCUAUUAUUAGUCAUAUGAUGAGAAGUCAGAAUAAUCUCUAGAAAUUAUAUAGAAACAAAGUACCGAUGAAAAAUAGAAACUAUUAUAAUAAAAUUAAUAGCCAAGUACUUUUAAAAGAUUGGUGACUUUGUUUUAGAAUAGAUUUCAAUUAGAAAAUUAUGAACCAGAGAUUGAUGAGAUGAUAGAUUAUGAGUAGUUAUUGAAUGUAAUUUUAUUAAAGAAUGAGUACACUCUAGAACAUAACCUAAUUAAAGAAACUUCAUUCCUUUAGUUGUUAGAGAUUUCAUAUUACAAGAAACAGAUGAAUUAGUUUAUAAGUUAUGAUCAGUACAUGGAGUUUGUAAGAAUUUAAUCUAAGAGUUAAACAAUUUACAAUUUAAGAUUAUACGCCCUAUAUUAUAUGAUAAAACAAUUUUGCUAGAUACAGUUCUACAGUGAUUACAUUAUUGGCUUAAUUGUAUUACAAUGGUUAUGUUGCAUAUUGAACUUAAUUCAAUUUUUAAUUAAUAGAAAACCCUACUUUGAUAAAUGGAAGAUCCUAAUAAAAAUCUUGUUAUUUUUUUAGGUUAUAUUAGCAGGUGUAGUUGUAGUAUUAGAAGAUAGAGAUGAAUUGAAAAAUGUUCAUGUCUAUGAGAUCGUUUUCAUUCAAUGUAUUUUUUGUAGUGUAUAAAUUCUUAGUUUUUGGGUAAAAGUAUUAUUUUGUUUUUUUACAUACUUUUACUCAAUAAUCAUAAUUAUCAUUGAUGGAUCCUAAUUGAUUAGCAUAUUUUUCCUUUUCGUUAGUUCUAUGUAUAAUUUGACUUUAAUAUUAUUCAUCGAACAACAAUAAGUAGGUUGUUUUAAUUAAAAAAACAUUUUUAAAACUCAAUAACAAAAAGAAUCAUAAUUACUUCAGUAUUUAUUGCCAAAACACAUUCUAAAUAAGUUUUUGGAUGAUAAAAUCAACAACAUAGGAAUUUGUGAUAAAUUGGAUAAGUUGACAAUCUUAUUUGCUGACAUUGCUGGUUUUACUGAAUACUCUAGCAAAGUGAAACCUGAAGAAGUGUUGGUUAUGUUAAAGAAUCUAUUUGUGGAAUUUGAUAGAAAAUGCUGUGAAUUGAAUGUCUACAAGUUAUAUACAAUAGGAGAUUGUUAUGUUGCUAUUGGAAUGAUUGAUUUUAAUAAUAGAAAUCCUCAUUAAGAAGCAAAGAAUAUUGUCGAUUUGGCUUUUGAGAUGAUUAAAAUAAUUACCUAGGUUAGAAAGUAAAUUAACUUUGAUGGAUUAAACAUGAGAAUAGGAAUUCACACAGGGUCUGUUUUUGGUGGAGUCAUGGGUACAGAUAUUGUGAGAUAUGAUAUCUAUGGACCAGAUGUGUUAAUUGCAAAUAAAAUGGAAUCAAAUGGAGUUAAAGGGUUUGUGCAUGUUAGUUAAGAAACAAAAGCAUAUUUAGAAUAAGAUUUUGAUGAUCUUUUUACUUUUGAAUUGCACACAACUAUAGAUCUUAAAACAAUUAAAAGAUAGAUUGAAGGAUUUCUAGUACAUAAGUUGGAGCAGGAUCAUUUUCCAGAAGAAGAAGAUUAGUUUUUAAGUUCCUGA
Molecule: messenger RNA, 7194 nt
Organism: Paramecium tetraurelia
Lineage: Eukaryota; Ciliophora; Oligohymenophorea; Peniculida; Parameciidae
Exons: 12
Biological process (GO): intracellular signal transduction; cyclic nucleotide biosynthetic process; adenylate cyclase-activating G protein-coupled receptor signaling pathway
Molecular function (GO): adenylate cyclase activity
Source: RefSeq, a predicted model, not a curated record